Molecule: messenger RNA, 2263 nt
Organism: Spinacia oleracea (spinach)
Lineage: Eukaryota; Viridiplantae; Streptophyta; Magnoliopsida; Caryophyllales; Amaranthaceae
Product: BOI-related E3 ubiquitin-protein ligase 1
Exons: 4
Coding region: 929-1939 (336 amino acids)
Molecular function (GO): ubiquitin-protein transferase activity
Source: RefSeq, a predicted model, not a curated record
GGAAGAAAAUCAAAGCAAAGGUUUUAGUAGUGGUGGGAAAAAAAAUGAAAAGAAAGCUGCACAGAAAAGAAAAAGAGGAGAGAGAAAAAUAGAAAAUAGAAAAAAAUAAAAAUGGUGCGAAUUGAUGUUGUAGUAGUAGUAGUCCCCCUUCCCCGUACCCGUACUGGGUGUUGUACAACUCAGAUUUCAGUUUACCCCACAAUCGAACAACGCCAUUCUCUUCUUCUUUCCCCAACUUUUUCUGCCUCAUUUCAUUUCUUCUGCUAUACUGCUGCACUUUGACAGUUUUUAUUUUUUUUAAUUUUUUAAUUUUUUGAUUUUCAUUAAAUUUAUUUUUAACGUUUUGUUCUUCCCCUGAAAAUCCUCCCUAAAAAUCCAAAUGAUUCUCCUUUCUUUCUCACCCCCUAGUUUUUCUCUCUCAUCCUUACUGCCUUACCCUUUAAACUACCCCUUACCCACUUCUUGAAUCAUCAAAUUUCAUCAUCGUUUUGUUUUCUUCUUUCAUUUCAAGGUCAGUUUUUUUCCCUUCCUUUUUAUGGGUUUUACUCUGAAAUUUGUGAUUUUUGUAUGAAAUGAUUUCGUGGUUUAUUUUGUUUUGAUGUUUUUUGUGAUGGGUAUGCUUUGUUUUCCUGUUUUUUCUCUUUAAUCGGAUUAUGGUUUGACAAAUGGGUAUUUUUUUCGGAUGCUUUUUGUUUGUUUUUGUUCUUGGGAGAUGAUUAUUGAACUUGAAAAUUUCUGGGUUAUCUUGUUAAAAAGAUAAUAUUCUUUCAUGCUUUCAUUUAAUCUCAAGUUCUGCGCACCAUAAAAUCCUGCAAAAUUUGGGCACCAGGAAACUUCUGAUUAUCCCCUGAUUCCUAUUGUAUAAUAACAUCCUAUGUUAGAUAAAGAUUAGUGUUUUUAAUUUGGAGAAUGUGAGAAUGCUUGUGAUAUGAGUAAUCCUGCUGUUUUGAAUAUCUUCAGGAGCAUGUUUGGAGGUGGUGAUACUAAUCCUAUGCUUCCUGUUCACAUGGAUGGUGUCAGGUUGCCGUACAAUUCCGGUAUAGUGCCGUCAAUGCAAUUAGAUGCUCUCUUUGGCUGUAAUGCUGAUGUAAUGAACAUGGUUGAGGGCAGGAACACAUCCCUGGCAAAUCUACCUGAGAAAUUCGGAAGGGGCACGUCUAUCUACAGUCAACAUAAGCUUCCCGUGACAUCGUAUGACAACUUUUGCCAGAAUGGAGCUGGGCAAGCCAGGAAUAUGGUGAAGCAAGGCCGCGUUUCUACUGGGCUCAAGCUUUCGUAUGGAGAAGAGGAGCACAAUUCUUCAAUCUCAUCUGCUGGAGAAAACGUAAUGGUUAAUCUAUCAUCAAUGCUGUCACGUAAUGAUAAUCUGCAAACAGAAUUUGCGCGACAGGGUGAUGAAUUUGAUCAGUAUAUCAGGAUCCAGGAAGAAAACAUAAAGAAGGGCAUUGCAGAACUGAAGCAUCGACACACAGUUUCUCUCUUAAAUGCUCUCGAGAAAGAAGUCAGUCACAAAAUACAUGAGAAAGACAUAGAGAUAGAGACCCUGAACCAGAGAAACAAGGAGUUGAUGGAGAAAAUAAGGCAGAUAGCUUUAGAAGCUCAAUCCUGGCACCUGAGAGCAAAACAGAACGAGUCCCUUGUCAACAUCUUAAAGAACAACAUCAAUCAAGUCGUUCUACAAGGCGGUAACACAUUGUUGAAGGAAGGUUGUGACGAGAGCAUAGCAGACGAUGCUGCUUCUUCUUGUAAUCAGAAUGUUCCAGAAUCUUCUUCUUGUAAAGAGAUGGUGCAUUGCAAAGCAUGCAAAAGUAAGGAGGUUUCUGUUCUGCUGUUGCCUUGCAGGCAUUUGUGUCUUUGUACAGACUGUGAUGGUUUCCUUGACAUUUGCCCUGUUUGUCGAGUGAAGAAGGCUGGAAGCUUACUAGUGUACAUGUCUUAGAAGUGAAAAAAAGACGAGGUUUGAUGAAUAUGUCGACUAACAAAGUAUAUCAAAAAUUCUUGAAGGAUUUUUUACUGACUUCUCAUAUAGCGGCGUAGCUGUCUAGAUUUUUUUCUUCUUUUUUUCGAGUGAUUUCUGUUGUGCAGAGGCAAUGAGGAAAUACUGCUUUGUGGUAUCAGGAAGUUUUUGAAGUAUGUUCAGGUACAACUACUUGUAUUGAAAUACUCAGAAGUAACAGCUGAUUUGAUCCUAACCAUAAUUGACUGGGAAAUAGUUCCUUCUGCUGAAUGGGAAGAAGUGCGUUUUAGCUUCUUUUUGUGGUCA